AUGGCUGAGCCGGGCUCUCCCUCGCCUGCUGAGGAACCCCUGGUCUGCCAGGACCCCGAGAAGGCGUCCUCACCCAACGGGAAAGAGGAGAAACCCAGGCCCCGCCACCGCCACCGCCGCCGCCGCCGCCGCAGCCGCUUGGGCACCAGCCAGCAGCCAACCUUCGCCAUCUAUUUCCCGAAGGUUCUGAAGGAAGUUCACGCAGGCCUCAGCCUGUCCAAGGAGGCCAAGGCCGUCCUGGACUGCUUCGUGAGAGAUCUGUUUGAGCGCAUUGCUGAUGAGGCCGCCAGCCUGGUCCGCAACAAGAAGGGCUCCACCCUGACCUAUAGAGACAUUCAAAGUGGGAUGCGCCUCGUGCUGCCCACUCAGCUCUACACCUACGCCGACAGCCAGGCCAACAAGGCCCUCAUUAAGUUCAUCUCCAGCAAGUGA
Ochotona curzoniae (black-lipped pika) is the source of this 432-nucleotide messenger RNA. RefSeq names its product histone H2B-like. Gene Ontology annotation, cellular component: nucleosome. The transcript has a single exon. Gene Ontology annotation, biological process: nucleosome assembly. Gene Ontology annotation, molecular function: DNA binding; structural constituent of chromatin; protein heterodimerization activity. The record is from RefSeq and is a predicted model, not a curated record. Lineage: Eukaryota; Metazoa; Chordata; Mammalia; Lagomorpha; Ochotonidae. Bases 1 to 432 code for a protein of 143 amino acids.